CAUGCUGGUGUUCACCCGCCUCAUCGCACGCGCCCACAUUCUUCAACACGGUCAGCUUUACCGGCGGUGCGUCCCGCGGCUGAAACGCAGCGCUCGCGAAGGCAAAACAACAGAAAAGCACCCAGCGGGGCUUCACAGGCACACAGUCCGCUGACAGGCACCCGAGGACAGGCGAGACUCCCGUGCGCCACACAACACACGAGGACCAUGGAGAGCGCAAGCAACAACUCGGAAACGCUCCUCCAGAGCCAGGUCUCCAUGCUUUACAAUAACAGCAGCUUCUGUGGGAACUUCAGCAGCAAAAACAACAACACCACCAGCGGCUUCGCGGAGGCGAGAUGCGACAGGGAGCGAGGGCUGACCGAGGACGACACCAACCCGGUCAUCAUAGCCAUCGUUAUCACCGCUCUCUACUCCAUAGUGUGCGUGGUGGGGCUAGUUGGAAACGUGCUGGUCAUGUAUAUCAUCGUCAGAUACACUAAAAUGAAGACCGCCACCAACAUCUACAUCUUCAACCUGGCUCUGGCGGACGCCCUGGUCACCAGCACGUUACCCUUCCAGAGCGUCAACUACCUGAUGGGCACCUGGCCGUUUGGAAACAUACUGUGCAAGAUGGUGAUGUCCAUCGACUACUACAACAUGUUCACCUCCAUCUUCACGCUCACCACCAUGAGCAUCGACCGAUACGUCGCUGUGUGCCACCCGGUCAAAGCGCUCGACUUCAGAACGCCGCGAAACGCCAAGAUCGUCAACGUCUGCAACUGGAUCCUCUCCUCGGCCAUCGGGCUGCCCGUAAUGUUCAUGGCCUCCACUGCCGCCGCUCCCUCCAGCAUUGUCGACUGCAAGCUGAUAUUCCCUCUCCCCCCCUGGUAUUGGGAAACUCUGCUGAAGAUCUGCGUGUUCAUCUUUGCCUUCAUCAUGCCCGUCCUCAUCAUCACCGUCUGUUACGGCCUCAUGAUCCUCCGGCUGAAGAGUGUUCGCAUGCUGUCGGGCUCCCAGGAGAAGGACAGGAACCUGCGUCGGAUCACGCGCAUGGUCCUCGUGGUGGUUGCCGUCUUCAUUGUAUGCUGGACCCCUAUCCACAUCUUUGUCAUCAUCCAGGCUCUGAUCAACAUCCCCAGCUCCACGCUGCAGUCCAUCACCUGGCAUUUCUGCAUUGCCUUGGGCUACACCAACAGUAGUCUGAACCCAGUCCUUUACGGCUACCUGGAUGAGAACUUCAAGCGUUGUUUCCGUGAGUUCUGCACCCCGAGUCCCUCUGUGGUGGAGAUGCAAAACUCGUCCCGGACCGGAUUAACCAGCCGCAAGCUCCCACAGCGCUCCCACAACAGCGCAAACACGGGAGAUAGGUCCAAUCAACAGGUAUGACUAGCCUUGGAGGGGUCGUCGGCGGACUCUCGCUGUUGUGGCGGCGUAACCAACGACGACCUCAACUCGGAGGUCACGCAGGUCACCACAGGGCUCUGACCUCACAAACAACAUGACCCGUACAGACAACCAAGGACAUGACCGAGACUCGAUAGCAAAGCCCUUUUGUCGAGCAGCCCAAUUCUUACUAAGUGCAUGGCUGUGCAAGGCCUUUACUCUAAAACUGAUUAAGAAAUGGGUUUGAGAUAGACAGAAAGUAAUUACAGUGCGACUCCUAACUGAAGAAGCUUUUGCACUCAAUUGCAGUCAACGCUAUUUAAGUUUUCAUUAUCACUAUGAUAAUAUAGACUGUACCGAAUGAAGAUGUGCAGUGAACAAAGACAGCUGUAUUUAUUAAAAGCCACCCACACGAGAAACAUAAAUGAUUUUGUUCUGUAUGCUCCAGACAAAGCUUCGCCAUCGAUUUAAUCCUCCUCUCAUCCUACCGCUAAUUGUCUAGGUUGUAAAAAUAAUCUAUGAUUUGUCUUGUUUGCAGAGAACAAAUGACUUCCCUCCAAUCUGUCAUUCUUUUCUCCAGAUGUUUUCUCCUUGAAUUGUUAGUACGUUCGAGAGUGUAAAUGUUGAUUUAUAGGAGUCACUGGACAAUAAUGGAUCUAAUCUGAUUUUGGACUUGUGUUAUCAAAAGCUCAAAGGCUUCACGGAUCCCUCACCACACAAAUACAUCACCAGUCAGGAGGUAUUUUUCAGUUCAUUUACUCCACCAGCUGUUCUUUCUAUCCAUUCUGUAUGGCUUCCACCGUAUUGACACUGUUCUCCAUUCAUUGAUCUGCACAGUAACACGCUGGCUUUGGCCACUUCAGGACGAUCGACCGUGUUGACAUGAAACUGUGCUCCCGCCUCUCGACACAGCUAACCUUGUGUUGUCCAUCAAGCCCCCCUCAGUGUUCAUUCUGUCCUUCUUCUAUUUUGAUAGAGUCCCUGUAAAGAAGUAUUAUACCCUUUUUCUGGACUUAUCCAUAAGCAGACUGAAGUUCUGCUGAACUGUACUAACCUCUGAAUGUACAGAAUGAAAGAAAACAGCUGUGUUUAUCACACUGCGUCCUGAACUGUGGAUCCUCCAAACCAGCAAAGACCAUGCAUUAAGCCUGUUUGCACAGCACAGAGCUGCUGGAGCAUAAAGGGCGAACACAUGGUACCACUAGUGUAUCAUUAACUACAGCCAUUACACAAGGUAUGGGUUUAAUGGAGUCUUCUCCCGAUUAAAGAAGUUAAUAAGUGAGCCAAGCAGGAUUGUACAUUUCGCCGUAAUAUUUGAAAUUGCUUGUGCUUAUGUGUUGUGCUGUAUGCUUCUCUUGCCUGUUGCCUUUACAGUAGCUCUACUCGAUAUUCUGUGUGCCAGUAUUUUUUUAAUGAAGAUGAACUUGAUUGUAUUUAACUUAUCUCCCAUGUAACAUACUGUAAGUAUUAUGUUGCUUUUUUUUUUUAUAAACAUGACAUCAUGAGGUUGCAAAGAAAGGAUUUUGUGAUGAUCAUGGUGGACGAGAAAGUUGCUGUGCUUUUAAAUGUACAUUUUGUCAUAUUGAAUCAGCCAUGUUACUGAAGAAAUGUACAUUAAUCAGAAAACGUGUGUAAAUCUUUUUGACUGAAAACCUAUGAGAGGAUGUUUCUCUGUACAUACAGGUCUAUAUUUGGUAUUGCUGCUUUCAGUGAAUAAAAAAACUAAACUAAAUAAUUAUUUUCAGUCAUCAAGCCAUGAGCUACAACAAAGAAGAAACUGUUAAAACCCAUGUGGCCUAACUGUUAGAGAUUGGUAUAUUACAAAACAGCAGCUGAGUCUUGUAUUGAGUAUUUAAGUGCGACAAAAUGUACAUUUUGUUUCACAUAAAAGAUGUGUACAAAAACAUGUAUAGGAGCCUAGUGUCACCUUUUAAUGUUAUUGAAUGAGUUAAGAAUUAUGAAAUAUGUAGCAUAAGUUUAAAAAGUAAACAUACGCAGAAUAUUUUUCCAGAAGACAUACAGUUUCAGCUUCUGUCUUUCAGUACAUUAUCAUGAUGUAGCAAAUAUUUUACAUUCAGGUCCCCUUUUACAGGUUUCUUGUAUUAAAAUGGAUGUUUUUAACCAGCCCAUUGUUUAACAUUAACUAGCUAACUACAGCUGAUAACAUAUGAGAUUUCUUUUAAACAUCUACGUCUGUUUGAAGUUGAGCACAAGUUUGAAAGGUGCAGCAUAACCUCAUCCUAAAUAAAUGGUAUUUAUUCAUCAAGUGAUGAAGAGAUUAAUAUACAUUUUCCAGAAGAAAAAUACAUUUGUACUAUUAAAACAAGCAUCCCCCAUGAAGGAUAUAUUCUUGAAGAUGAAUUUAAAUAAAAUGUAUUUGAUGCUUUCCAUGAUCUGUACAGACACCACUAUUAAACUCUUUUUUUAUCAUGUACUUGUUAACAUGGCUUGUGAAUCAUAACUUGUCUUAAAAUGGCAUUUAUUGUAUGUUAAUGUAAAAAAGACAAUUUAUUCUAUAUGUACAACACUAUGGUAAACAAAACACACAAUCUAACUGUUAAUCAGUGCAUUGUCUAUGGAAUAAAUGUAUUUCUGAAUCUCACUGAAUGCCUUUUUUCUUGCAUCUGAAUAAAGUA
Trematomus bernacchii (emerald rockcod) is the source of this 4001-nucleotide messenger RNA. It is a transcript of the gene oprm1, whose product is annotated as opioid receptor, mu 1. The record is from RefSeq and is a predicted model, not a curated record. Gene Ontology annotation, biological process: G protein-coupled opioid receptor signaling pathway; neuropeptide signaling pathway; sensory perception of pain. Lineage: Eukaryota; Metazoa; Chordata; Actinopteri; Perciformes; Nototheniidae. Gene Ontology annotation, cellular component: membrane; neuron projection. Gene Ontology annotation, molecular function: G-protein alpha-subunit binding; G-protein beta-subunit binding; morphine receptor activity. The coding region runs from base 208 to 1368 and encodes 386 amino acids. The transcript is spliced from 6 exons.